Bufo gargarizans (Asiatic toad) is the source of this 789-nucleotide messenger RNA. It is a transcript of the gene C3H13orf42, whose product is annotated as chromosome 3 C13orf42 homolog. NCBI's taxonomy places the organism in Eukaryota, Metazoa, Chordata, Amphibia, Anura, Bufonidae. The transcript is spliced from 3 exons. The record is from RefSeq and is a predicted model, not a curated record. Bases 1 to 789 code for a protein of 262 amino acids.
AUGCUGAGAAAAAUUCAGUCGGCUCUUCACCCGAACUCUUGCAGUCGUGACCUUACAGAAGGUAGCACCACUCACAAUGGCAGCCUUUCCCCAGUUCGCCUGGUCCGAAGCACCUCUAUGUAUGUAGUUGGAGAAGGGAAGCAAACUCUUGCUGAGUCUUUAAAAAAAUAUAAAAGCACCACGAAUAUUGAGAUGUCAGGAUGCUGUUACUACAAAGACGAGGACUCUGCAUGGUUGUUUGCCAAGACACAGGACUUCCUCCAGUAUCUCCAGGAUCUGUUAGCACUCAGGAAAAAAUAUCUGGCUAGCAUUCAUAAUUUGAGGUGCAUGACUGGAACAUCUGACUAUUUACCAAUAUCAACCAAGUCAACCAAAGCUGAGAAAAAGUCAUCACAAGAGACAAGAGAUGUAAAGGUUUUAAAGGAUAAUGAAAAGCAGAAUCCCAACUCCGAUAUCAUGGAUGCUAUAGCUUAUUUUGAUUCAGUAAUUGCAGAACUGGACACGGAGAGGAGAAUAAGGACAGCACCAAGCAACUUCAAGCAUGCGGAUGUUGACUUUGAUGUGGCCACCAGUAGCAGAGAACAUAGUUUACAUUCAAACUGGAUUUUGCGGGCCCCGAGGAGAAGUACAGAGGAAGUCUUAAGAACAUCCAUAUACAGCCAGUCUUGGAGAAGUAGCAUGGGGAACACAAGUUUUAAGAGGAUAGAGAGAUAUCCAAUCUACCUGCCGAAAGCUGUGGAAGGAGCAUUUAACACACUGAAAUUUAAACCUCGGCCAAAAGUAAAGUAA